Nycticebus coucang (slow loris) is the source of this 1406-nucleotide messenger RNA. RefSeq names its product solute carrier family 25 member 32 (gene SLC25A32). The record is from RefSeq and is a predicted model, not a curated record. Gene Ontology annotation, molecular function: folic acid transmembrane transporter activity; FAD transmembrane transporter activity. The transcript is spliced from 7 exons. Gene Ontology annotation, biological process: nucleotide transport; folate import into mitochondrion; mitochondrial transport. The coding region runs from base 278 to 1225 and encodes 315 amino acids. Gene Ontology annotation, cellular component: mitochondrion; mitochondrial membrane. NCBI's taxonomy places the organism in Eukaryota, Metazoa, Chordata, Mammalia, Primates, Lorisidae.
GCCGGCAGCAGUGGUGGGCGGGGCAGGGCAGGGCAGAAUAUUGGCAGAGGCGGGCAACCGGCUUCCUUCGCGCUGCGCCCCCAACCCUGUCACACCCCUUCUGUGCCAGGGUCCCUCGGCUUCGCCCCGGCGCCCAGGUCUUAUUGCCCGUCCCGGAAGUGAGCUCGCGCCCUGCGGUUCCAGCUCCUGGGCGGCGAUCGUCGCCACGGUGGCGGCUACUGCAUCUCGUCCCACCUCCGCGGCCCUCGGCGCCGUGGUGUCGGCGACCCCAGAGCCUAUGACGGGCCAGGGCCAGUCGGCGUCCGGGUCGUCGGCGUGGAGCACAGUCUUCCGCCAUGUCCGGUAUGAGAACCUGGUAGCGGGCGUGAGUGGAGGGGUAUUGUCCAACCUCGCGCUGCACCCGCUCGACCUGGUGAAGAUCCGCUUCGCCGUGAGUGAUGGGUUGGAACUGAGACCGAAAUAUAAAGGAAUUUUGCAUUGCUUGACUACCAUUUGGAAACUUAAUGGACUACGGGGACUUUAUCAAGGAGUAACUCCAAAUGUCUGGGGUGCAGGCUUAUCCUGGGGACUCUACUUUUUCUUUUACAAUGCAAUCAAAUCAUAUAAGACUGAGGGAAGAGCUGAACGUUUAGAGGCAACAGAAUACCUUAUCUCAGCUGCUGAAGCUGGAGCCAUGACCCUCUGCAUUACAAACCCAUUAUGGGUAACAAAAACUCGCCUGAUGUUACAGUAUGAUGGUGUUGUUAAUUCCCCACAGCAGCAAUAUAAAGGAAUGUUUGAUACACUUGUGAAAAUAUAUAAAUAUGAAGGUGUACGUGGAUUGUAUAAGGGAUUUAUUCCUGGGCUGUUUGGAACAUCCCAUGGUGCCCUUCAGUUUAUGGCAUAUGAACUGUUGAAGUUGAAGUAUAACCAGCAUAUCAAUAGAUUACCAGAAGCACAGUUGAGUACAGUAGAAUAUAUAUCUGUUGCAGCACUAUCCAAAAUAUUUGCUGUAGCAGCAACAUACCCAUAUCAAGUUGUGAGAGCUCGUCUUCAGGAUCAACACAUGUGUUACAAUGGCGUAAUGGAUGUUAUCGCAAAGACAUGGAGGAAAGAAGGCAUCGGUGGAUUUUACAAAGGAAUUGCCCCCAAUUUGAUUAGAGUGACUCCUGCCUGCUGUAUUACCUUUGUGGUAUAUGAAAAUGUCUCACAUUUUUUACUUGACCUGAGAGAAAAGAGAAAGUAAGCUAAAAGAAAAUAAUUCCAAUGUAUCUGCUCAAGGUGGCCACAAGGUUUUUUAUGUUUAAGGUGUAAACUCUGAAGAAUGCUGCAUAGUAACAUGGCUUAUAAUCAAAAUUAGUCCAUAAUUGUUAGAAGUCUAAGAACUGCCAAGGCUUCACGAUGUUUUUCUGCUUUUUGCCUUCCCC